Molecule: messenger RNA, 1419 nt
Organism: Triticum turgidum subsp. durum (durum wheat)
Lineage: Eukaryota; Viridiplantae; Streptophyta; Magnoliopsida; Poales; Poaceae
Source: the annotation of a GenBank genome assembly
AUGAUGGAAGAACCGGCUGACAUUCCCAAGAGGGUCGAUCCCAAUCCCAUUCCCAUUUCGGACACUGCAGCAGCCAUCGACGGCUCCAGUACGGUGAGAGAAGAGAGGGGCGCUGAGACAGGGAGAGGGGAUAGAAGAUACACCAUGGACCUUGCUCAGAGUCCCCAACGGGGCGAUCCCACUCCAAGCAUGGCAUGUGUGGACGCCAAGAAGCGGCCGUGUUCUGUGACGCCGGCCAACCUCAUAUCCAAGGACGACGACAAUACUAGUUCUUCGCUAGCACCCCUCGACGACGAGGAUCUCCUCCAAGAGAUCCUUCUCCGCCUUCCUCCAAGGCCAUCUGCACUCCCCCGCGCCUCCCUUGUCUGCAAGCGUUGGCGCAGCAUCCUCUCCAACACUCAGUUCCUCAGCCGCUACCGCAAACACCACAGGAAACCUCCUUUGUUGGGCUUCUUUGAAGGAGCUACUAGUACACACCAUGACUUUGUUCCUGUUCUGGAUAUGAAGCCUGACUGCAUCCCAACCGCGCGCUUCUCCGUGCCCAAGAGCAGCAAAUCAUAUCACCACUGGGACUUCCUCGGCUGCCGCCACGGGCUCGCUAUCCUACUCAUCAAUUGGCGACGGGAGGUCGUUGUGUGGGAUCCCCUCACCGGACAGCAGCACCGCAUGUCUUUUCCUCCAGGACUUCAUGAAACCGAAGGGGAGAAAUUCUGGGUUUGGCACGCCGCCGUGCUGUGUGCUGAUGCGGAGGAUGGACAUGUGCAUGGUGAUUGCUUCUCUAGCCCGUUUAAAUUGGUUUUGGUGUGCAGCGGACGCACGCAGGCUUCCGCUUGCCUCUAUGAAUCGUUGUCUGGUGUAUGGGGAAAUAUUGUCUUGACGAUGACCACAGAAGCGAUUCUUCAAUUCAGGCCAAGCAUCCUCAUCGGAAAUGCACUUUUCUGGUUGUUAAGUGGAGGUGGGGUCCUUGCAUUUGAUAUUAACAGGGAGAGCCUUGGUGAGAUUGAGAAACCGGUGGACGCUCAUCAUACCGACUGUUUUUCCAUUCAGCUCUUACGGACAGAUGAUAGUGGCCUUGGCUUUGCAGUUCUUUCAAAACUGAGUAUCCAUAUAUGGGAGAAGAAAUUGAACUCUGAUGCUAUCCAAUGGGUGCCGCUGCAGAAAAUCAUUCACCUGGAGGGGCUCUUUCCACGGGGAAUGCGUAGCGAUCUCAAAGAGGUGGAGAUGGUGGGUUAUGAAGAGGACUCAAAUAUGAUUGUUCUGUCUACAUAUAUUGGCGAUUUCAUGCUCCAACUUGAGUCGAUGCGAUUCGAAAGAUUUUCUAAAAGAAAUUGCACGUGGAACAGGAUACAUCAUCCCUACAGAAAUUUCUAUACUGCAGGCAAGGGAGUUGGGUGGAAAUGGGUGGAUCAGAAACUUUGA